Messenger RNA from Cladocopium goreaui, 5659 nucleotides. NCBI's taxonomy places the organism in Eukaryota, Dinophyceae, Suessiales, Symbiodiniaceae. The record is from the annotation of a GenBank genome assembly.
AGCAGCAAUUGCUCCUGUAGCUCGUUUGCCAACAAGUUUCGCAAUGUCGUUCAUCGGGGUUUUCCUGCUGCUGUGUCACUGCGGUGGCGUGGCCAAAAGGGUUUCUUCGAAGACAGAAACUGACAUCCUUUCAUUCGAUAAUUAUGGUGUUGCCAACGUGCCCAAGUGCGUGGUGAUUGGGAAAACGAGGGCUGGAAAGUCCAACUUAUUGAGUUGGUUUUCCUCCGACCUGAAGAUUUUUGAGGCCGGCGAUGGAACAGACUCAUUUACGGAAGAUGUUAAGAAGGUGACGGUGGACUGGUUUGGUUCUGGAAAAUACGGUAAGGUGACUUUCUUGGACACACCUGGCGCCUAUGAUACAUAUGGCCGUGAUCAGAAACUUUUGGAAAAGAUCAUUAAAGGACUAAAGGCGGAGGGAUCCAUUACCCGUUUCCUUUGGGUGAUCAAGGCAGGUGAGCCAGCUGAUGGGUCAACGUUGCAGUCGAUGGUGAUCUUGCGAGCCAUCAUCGGACCAGAACUCUGGCAGUAUGUUGAUAUCAUUGAGACAUUCUGCACAAAGCACAUGUUUAAGAAGUUGCCCAAAACAAAGGGAAGGUGGCUGGAAAAGAUGCAGCAAAUUGAGGGCCAGUUUUCGGAGAGACAGCUUGAUCUCAGCCACCUGGAAAUGUUUGGGUUAAACUUGGACACCGAUGAGGCACUGGAGAGAUUGAAGGGUGAGCUGAACGUGGUCAAGUUAUGUUUUUCAGAGCCAGAGCAGGUGGCCAAGGAUGAAUGGCUGAAGGCUACCUGCGGUGAGUUAACCCGCGUUCGGAAGAGGUUGCAGAAAGAUGCAGAAGGGGCCCAGCUUGACACGCACGCAUUGGAGAAUCCUAUCACAGUUUGCUUCGAGUCAAAACCACCUCACAUUUUGCUCACAGAGAUCACAGCUAUUGAGAAAGAGGCUGACAAAACCUUUCCAAACUUGGCUAAAUGCGCCGGAAUUGGCAUUGACAAAUCAUUACGCAUGAAUGGUCAGGAGAUUCCAGGUCGGAAAGAUCUGAAGCAACUUUACGAGAAGGAUGCAAAAUUCAGUCAGGCUGUGGCUUUUCGUGCAAGGAUGGACGGCAAAUUGGAUGCGAUUGAUGAUUUCUUGCCAUCAGAAGCAGUGGAGGUAGCAAGACAGUACCCCGACUUCAGGUCGUGGGACGCUUGCCAAAAGGUUGAGAACACCCAAGAGAAAUUGACAGAGCAUGAAACGCAGGAGAGGCUAGAAGAGUUUGCGCAAGUCUUGAAAACCUGUGUUACAAAAGCACCCCCGGACAUGAAGGAAUCCCUUGGUAGGCGGUGGAGAAAUCAUCUGGGGAUAUUGGAGAAAGUCCUUGGGACCUUUGAUGGUGAUAGAAGCGGCCAGGAGAGCCGCAAGGAAAUAGAAGAGGCGAUGAAUGUCAGGUUUGAGGCCCUGGCUCGAAUCCAAUGUGUUGUCAAGGGUGAGGAAGCGACGCCUGUCGCGACCUCCGAGGUCAAUUUGCAGAGAAAAUUGAAGAAAGACCAAAUCAAAGAGGUCGAGACAAAGUGCUUGGAUGAACCAAAAUUGAAAGAACGUUUAGGGUUUGCAGGCUCACAAGCUCCCAAGAUAGCUAUUCGUUUCGAAGAUGGCGAGACACGGCUGGAUGCCAAAGCUUUGCAACUCUUUGUGAACGAGUGGUUUCAAAGGGGGAGCUAUGAGGAUCUUCGUCUCAUAGCAGAGAUUGAGAUACCUGAGUCUGAUGGCUUGAGAGAAAUCAGUCAGAGGGAUAAAGCUUUCAAAGAGCACUUGCAGAAAACGUAUGGCUGGAAAGCCAACUUCUUGGCAGAUAGCCUUGUCAAAGAUCAAGUGAACACGAAGCAGGGCCUUCUCCUCCAGGACAUCACGGAGAAGACAAUGCCUGAGACAUUCAAGUGCUCUAAGAAGCUUAAGGUCAUUGGGGUCCAACAAGACCUCAGCGCCAUCAAGCAAAGGGAAUACGAGGAGAUGUGGAACAAGAAAAGAAUCCAGAAGUCCAAGAAGUUGGAAGAUAUCCAAAAGAUGAAGUCUCGCCAGCAAGCCAUGGCAUCCUCUCGUGCUGCAGAGUGGAUCAGCCCGGAUGACUCUGCAAGUGCGACAGGCUCAGCAGCAUCGUGGAGUGUUGUUCAAGAGGGGGGAGCUCAGCCUGCAAGGAUCCAGUACCCUGCUCCAAAGCCGCCACCCAAAGGUUUUGAGAAGAAGGUGAUCCCAGAGAGCGCUCCAGCUGGCCAAGAGGAGGAGGAGUCAGAGACAGAUAUGCCUCCGCAAGAUGGAUGGGAGGCAGAUCUGCCAAAAGCUGAGAAGAUCGCCUCACAGAAUGCCAAAGCUCGGAAGAAGGGGCAUCGCGGCAUUCGUUGGGGCCAGAUGCCAGCGGCCAACGCUCAGAAUUUCCAGUUGCCCCCUUACGUUCAACAAUUGGGGGCAAAGGAGCAUGAACGAUCGGUGCUUGUCAUUGACAGCAGAGACAAGCGGAUCCAGUCUCCUUACCAAGGUUGGCUUCUGGACGAGAUCUUGCUGAACGCUCAGAGCGGCAUCAAUGUGCUGUCUGAUCGACAGCUGGUGAGAUCUCCAAACACGGGCUAUCACUUCAACCUGCUCUACGUUCGCACUCUGGAUGGGUUCAAGUUUGUGUUGGUCGGCUCGAUGACCUCGUAUGGGACAGUCCCUUGCGCGAAGUGGGACUAUCCUACGGGGCAAGUGCUCUCGCACCCAGCCUUCCAACCGUUCAGAUGGCCUAUGAUGACAGAUGAUGGAUCCACAUGGGUCGACGUCAAGGUCAAAGUGGAAGGUGAGUUGCUGCUCCACCUUGAGCUGCGUGGUUACCGAUCGGACCAGGACAUGACGGUCCAGUUGAAUUACAUCAACGACUCGGUGAUCCCGCGAUUGGAUGAGAUGCUCUUCAUCCCUUCGGUCGCUGUCACGGUGUUCCAAGGGUGGAGAGUCAUUGCCACCUCGUUCGAGGUUGGAGGGCGGCUCUACGCAUGCAGCGAUGGAGGCACAGUGGUGGCUCUUGAUUUCCCACUGUGCCACUUUGAGAUGAGGGUGACUGCAAUCUCAUCUGCGGACUCGAUCGGGAUGGAUGCCGAUCGUUUGGAGUUUCGCUUCAGGUCAUCUGGAGACAAGGUCGAUGUGUCAUGUUCCCUGGUGGUCCCAUCGACUUGGCUGGUUGUCUCACGUGUGUCAGGCCCGACGCUCGUGAAGAAUGCUCACUGGUGCCGUGACCACCAUGCCAGGAUCGAGGGUCCGGAUCAGACCAUGCAGCUUUCACAGCUGGCGGGGAUCCACGCCCAUUGGACGGCAUCGAUCGAAGCUGGCUCCGUGGAAGAGACUGGACCCAGAGUUGGAGCAGUUGCGGUGGAGUCUCAUGCGUCCAACUUGCACUUCACCUGCGAGUCCCCUCUGUUCAAGGCGGAGAAGGCGAUCGUCCCUCGAGAGUCUCUGGCCAUACAGGCUCACAAUGUGGAGCUCGAGCAGAAGACGGUUGUUUUGCCGCCGGUCACAGGUGGCCCAUCGGUGGUGCCGGCUUCCUCGGUCUCUGGAAGCUUGCUGGCUCUCGCAGGGCCUAUGGCGCCAUCAUUGACCGUGGCUCCAAAUGUGCCAUCCGAGGUGGCCUUGACGGCUCCAGGGGAAGCUCCGGCAGCCACUAAUCUGCAGGGUGGCGCUGUGCAUGUUCAUCGCAGACCUUUGGAAGCUCGCCAAGGGGAACAGAUGUCAGCAGCAGCGGUCACUCCGCAGUUCUUCCUGGAUCGUGUUAGCCAGGCCACAAGCGGCUAUGUGGCUGGAUCCAGCACUGUGCAGCCAGGCACGCCCCUCAGCAGUGUCGUUGUGGGAACUCAGAUCAGACUGUUAGUGAGAGCCGUGCUCGCCUCGCCGUUCGCCAACCUGGCACUCAUCUCGGCCAUGGAGGUGCGUGUGGCGUCGGAGUUCGUUGUCAAGGUCCAUGAGUGGGCUCCCACACUGGAUGAAGGCAUCAGGGAUGUUUUACUGGAGAGCAGUUUCAUGCUAGAGCAGUAUUGGAGCCUGGCCUCGUCGAUCGAGAAAGCCUUCUUUGCUUCAACGGCUCAACAGCUUGGUUUUGGUAUGUGUGACCCUUUAUCAGUUGCUUUGAGUUCUGAAGCUGCCAGAGCCAGACGCUCUCUUGCUAUCCGUGCUCUUGCUCAGAAGCCUGCCCAACCGCCUAGGAAGAUCUUGAAGAAGCCGGAGGAGGAGGUGACUUCAACUCCGCUUCUGGAUCAAGAGAAUGCGGCCAGGCGCAAGUGGGCAGCCAAGCUCGAGGACAUAGGGGAACGUGCAGGGGAGUUCUCCAAACUGUUGAUCGACACCACCAAUAGUGAAGGGUUGUCAGCAGCCGAAACGGCACGGCUCAGACAGCUCGUGUUGUCAUCAGGGGCUCCCAGGACGAUGGCUGCCCAUAUUUCAGCCUGGGAAAGGUUUGAAGAUUGGCUAGCCAGCGAACAGUUGGCCGUGUUCCCACUGACCCAUGACAAGAUCUUGAAAUACGCUCUUGCAUUGGAUCAUAAAGAAUGUGGCCCCUCUGUUUUGCCGUCCUUUAGAACUUCAGUUAAAUGGGUGACCUCCAAACUGGCGAUCGAGUGCCCUGAUCUAGCUCACCCCGCAUUUCUGGCUGUUCAGGCAGAGAUCGUCAAGAAGAGGAACACGACCUUGAAAGAGGCCGUUCCCAUCCCAAUUGCGGCAGUCGCCUGCCUGGAGCUUUUUGUGGUGGAUCCGAAUGAACCGGAUGCAGCGAGGCUCUUUGCAUGGUGGUGGCUCUGCAUGGUUUUUGCUUCUCUGAGGUUUGAUGACGCUUUGCAUGUUAAACCCCAAGAACUUGUUUUAACUGAUCAGGGUCUUUUUGGGAUUGCGUGGCAGACCAAAGUGGAAAGGCGCAGGCGAGGCACGAAGUUCGUAGUGCCACACGUAGGGUUCAAGGAUUCGGCUUGGCUCGAGACAGGCUGGGAGCUGCUCCUCCUUGAGAACCCUGAUCGGGACUACUGGAUGCGGGACCUGAACUCUCGUGAGGAGUUUCGCGACGCCCCGGCGUCCUACCAACGAUCAAUGCAGUGGCUGCGAACGCUUGGCCAAACUGCCGUGACCCAGUUCAUGAAUGGCAAUCAAGAGGAGAUCAACGCGGUGUUGGACCGGCUCUCUGAAGUGACAGCUCAUUCAGCAAGAGUGACGUUGCUCGACGCUGCAGUCCACGCUGGUCGCUCCACCGAGGAGAUUGGCCUCCAGGCGAACUGGAAGAACCCUGGUCCUUUGGUGCUCAAGUACACCCGGCAUCGUACCAGCGUUCCGGCUCAGAUGGUGAGACAGCUCGUCCAGGACAUGAUCGAGAACGAGCACCCAAUCGAGCCACCAGAGGGGGCCAUCCUUGAUGGAGAGGAUCCGUCGGCUCUUGAGGACGUUCAGUUCUUUGUCAAGUCCUCGGGCGCCAGGCGAGCUCAUGACUAUAGGCACCACUGCUCCCAACUUGGGGAUCCCACAGUACUGGCGUGUGGUCGCCUUCCUGUGGACGAAUGCUCGUCUGUAGGGCCAGCAUUGCCCGAUGCAGCAGUUCUGUGCAAACAUUGUGCCAAAGCUCGGCCUGACGUGGCUGCUCGCUGCUUCGUCGUGAGUCCGGGCUCCCGUCAUGCAUGA